CUCCCAGCAGGGGGCGCUGUGGCUCAUCCCGACUAUCUGAUCAGACCACCAGCGCUUCCGUGUUGCGGUGGAUCGAGCCAACGGCCGGUGACUUCAGCAGGUUUUCAUCCGGCUCCGAGGACUUUGGUCCCGGUGACAAUCGGACCUUUUAGUCGGGUUUUUAGUGUCCAUCUUCUGGGAUGUCAUUCACCGAGAAGCCGCCUCCCGGGAGGCUGCUGCUGGACGAUACGGUGCCGCUGACGGCGGUGAUCGAAGCCAGCCAGAACCUGCAGUCGCACACGGAGUACAUCAUCCGAGUCCAGAGGGGCGUGUCUUCAGAAAACAGCUGGCAGGUGAUUCGCCGCUACAGUGACUUUGACAUCCUCAACAGCAGCUUGAUGGUGUGUGGCAUCAGCCUUCCUCUCCCUCCAAAGAAGCUGAUUGGAAAUAUGGACAGAGAGUUCAUCGCUGAGAGGCAGCGAGGGCUGCAGGCAUACCUGGACUCCAUUACCCAGCAUCCCCUGCUCUCAAAUUCUCUGACAGUCAAGAAGUUUUUAGACCCCAACAACUACUCAGCCAACUACACAGGCUGGAGGAUCAGGAAGAAGUACUUCCUGGUUAAAAACAAAGAGCUGCCCAAAGAGAAGUACCUGCUGAGCUGGGUGGAUCUGGGUCCUGAUAAGAUCUUGUCGGACAAGGACCUGCAGUCGGCGUUGAAGCUGCUGACCACCAUCUCUACACCGUCCCUCUGUCCGCUGAUGUUCUCCAGCGUGAGUGAGUCUUCUGCUCUGCUCAUCCGGCCCUUCAGCGAGAGCGGCUGCCUGAGAGAUCACAUCUGCAAGGUGAAACCCAGAGACAGUUACCUGAAGAAGUACUGUAAUCCCAAACGGAGUCAGGGCCUGGAGCUGGAGCAGAUCAAGCUGUACGGCCGGCAGAUCCUGGAGGGCCUGAAGCUCCUCCAUGACAGCGGCUUGUUCUUCGGUCACCUGCACACGUCCAACGUCGUGGUGGAAGACGACGUGUGUCGACUGCUGGAGGUGGAGAACGGCAUUCUGGGAGUUCCCUCUAUGCUGAGAGCAACGUUCAGCCAGCUGAGGAAGAUCAACACCACAGAGAGCAUCGACGUCUUCUGCUUCGGCCAUUCGCUCUACGAGAUGACGUACGGUCGACCUCCUGACGGCGUGCCCGUGGAUCAGUACCCCGCCGCCCCCCAUCCGUCCGUGGUGUCGGUUCUGGAGUCCAUCCUGUCCACGGAGGCGUGUAAGAACGGGAUGCCGUCGGUGUCGGCGCUCAUCCAGACACCGCUCUUCAGUGACGUCCGGCUCAAACAGUCAGAGAAGCUUCAGAUCAAGGUUCCCAGCAAGCUGAAGGAGGCGCUGAGGACCGCCAAGGAGAAGCUGGAGAAGCGUCUGCAGGAGGAGCAGAGGCUGCUCCACCAUCAUCGGAGGCUGACCCGGGCGCAGUCGCACCACAGCUCAGAGGAGGAGAAGAAGAGGAGGAAGAUUCUGGCGAGGAAGAAGUCCAGACAGUCAAACAUUGAGCAGAAAGAAGACAGUUCUGUUCCAAACAGCAACAACUCUGGUUCUGGAGCCAGUUCCCCUCCCACGUGCCCCUCCUCCCCCACCCCCUCAUCUACCACAGCUCCUCCUCCUCCUCCUCCUCCUGCUCCUCCCAUCCCGGAGCGCUCCCCGACUCCACCCCAGCCCCCGCCUGACGGAGCGGGGGGGGCCCGCACCGCCUUGCUGAGCUCCAUCCAGACCUUCAGCAAAGGCAAGCUCAAGAAGGCCAGCACGGCGGACCGGAGCCAACCCGUGGUCUGACCCGGCCCGCCCGCCACGAUCGCCUCCCAAUCUGUAGCCCGCCUCCCCCGUCACAGAAACACCCUCACAGACCGUCUGAAUUGUCCCGCGCGCUCACCUUUACCUGAGUUUGAACUUUUGGAUCCUGAAGCUCGUCGUCGUGUCAGAACGGCCGUCAAGAGAAUACAAAGAAUAAAAGCACCUGAAGCACCUUAGAUCCUGGAUCCUGCUGGCUGAUCCUGGAUCCCGCUGGCUUAUCCUGGAUCCUGCUGGCUUAUCCUGGAUCCUGCUGGCUGAUCCUGGAUCCCGCUGGCUGAUCCUGGAUCCCGCUGGCUUAUCCUGGAUCCCGCUGGCUGAUCCUGACAACACUGAGGUCUUUGUCGUCCAGAAUACACCGAGCUCCUCCCCCUUUGGGCUAGAAGAUCCAACAGUCUGAUCCAGCUUUGCCAAAAUAUUUGUCCUCAUUUCUCAAAGUGGAAAAUGUGUGGUUGGGGGAGGGGCUUCCUUCCACCUGCUGAAGCAACGCUCCACUGCAGGUGACGUCUCAGCUGGUCUACGCUUGUUUCCAGGACAUUUCCCAGCUUCUUCCAGUUUAAAAUGAGACCCUGGGCUCAGCCAAAGUCUGGCCCCGUGUGGCUCCGGUGCAGCUCCGGUGCAGCGUCAGCUCCCUCCUCUCCAAACGUCACAGAGGGACUUUACGAGAGACUUUAAUGUCUCUCUGAUGUGACUCUUAAAACUGAACCUCCUUUUCUUCUGCAGCACCCCCACCCCCCUCGCCAUGUCACUGUGUCCUGCCAGGGUCCCUAUGGUUUAACCCUGAGCUGUGUCUGUCAGGCACAAGAAUGCAUGUUCAGGGAACGGGACAGGCUGAAGGGGAGGAACAAAAGCGUGUCCUCUCUGCUGGAUGCUUCUGGGUUUGGAAUUCUUCAGAGAAUUAAAGAAAUUGAACAUUU
Oryzias melastigma (Indian medaka) is the source of this 2731-nucleotide messenger RNA. It is a transcript of the gene pxk, whose product is annotated as PX domain containing serine/threonine kinase. NCBI's taxonomy places the organism in Eukaryota, Metazoa, Chordata, Actinopteri, Beloniformes, Adrianichthyidae. Gene Ontology annotation, biological process: protein targeting to lysosome; protein phosphorylation; early endosome to late endosome transport. The record is from RefSeq and is a predicted model, not a curated record. Gene Ontology annotation, molecular function: actin binding; protein kinase activity; ATP binding. Gene Ontology annotation, cellular component: late endosome; early endosome; extrinsic component of endosome membrane.